Cladophialophora psammophila CBS 110553 is the source of this 915-nucleotide messenger RNA. Its product is annotated as uricase. The coding region runs from base 1 to 915 and encodes 304 amino acids. Gene Ontology annotation, biological process: purine nucleobase catabolic process; urate catabolic process. Gene Ontology annotation, cellular component: peroxisome. Gene Ontology annotation, molecular function: urate oxidase activity. The transcript has 2 exons. The record is from RefSeq and is a predicted model, not a curated record. NCBI's taxonomy places the organism in Eukaryota, Fungi, Ascomycota, Eurotiomycetes, Chaetothyriales, Herpotrichiellaceae.
AUGGCUAAGCUCGCUGCAGCUCGCUAUGGCAAGGACAACAUUCGCCUGUACAAGGUGGAGAGGGAUGAAGCUACAAAGACACACACCGUCUACGAGAUGACGGUCUGCGUUUUGCUGGAAGGGGAGAUCGAUGUAUCAUACACCAAAGCCGACAACAGUGUCGUCGUUGCUACCGACUCAAUGAAGAACACCACGUACAUCAUGGCAAAACAAAACCCCGUCCAUCCACCUGAACUUUUCGCGUCCAUUCUCGGCACUCACUUCGUUAAUACGUACAAGCACAUUCACACUGCUCACAUUACUAUCGUCCAACACAGAUGGACUCGAAUGACCAUUGAUGGGAAGCCCCAUCCUCACUCCUUCUUUCGUGAUGGGAACGAGAAGAGACUGGUACAGGCAGACAUCAUUGAGGGCAAGGGUAUUGAAAUCAAGUCGGGCAUUUCCGACCUACUGGUGCUUAAGAGCACAGGCUCUGAGUUCCACCACUUUGUCCGCGACGAGUUCACCACCCUUCCCGAAGUUUGGGAUCGUAUUCUCAGCACAUCGGUCGACGCCAACUGGAAAUGGUCCACCUUCGCUGGUCUCGAUGCGGUAAAGAAGCACGUCGCCAAGUUUGACGAGACUUGGGCCAAAGCUCGAGAAAUCACUUUCCGCCUCUUCGCCCUCGAGGAGAGUCCUAGCGUGCAAAACACCAUGUACAAGAUGGGUGAACAGAUCUUGGCUGCUCAGCCCAUGGUUCAAGCAGUUGACUAUUCGCUGCCGAACAAGCAUUAUUUCGAGAUCGAUCUGAGCUGGCAUCACGGUUUAAAGAACACUGGAAAGGAUGCCGAAGUCUAUGCGCCUCAAUCAGACCCCAAUGGGCUGAUCAAGUGCACUGUGACGCGGGACGACACUGCGUUGUCCUCCAAAUUGUAG